This is a messenger RNA of Arabidopsis lyrata subsp. lyrata, 592 nucleotides long. RefSeq lists its product as uncharacterized. Bases 143 to 592 code for a protein of 149 amino acids. The transcript is spliced from 5 exons. The record is from RefSeq and is a predicted model, not a curated record. NCBI's taxonomy places the organism in Eukaryota, Viridiplantae, Streptophyta, Magnoliopsida, Brassicales, Brassicaceae.
GGCUUCAGGAACAUUAACCAACAAAAGUAAGAUUAUUAUAAAAUGGUUGAGUGAUGAGAAAGAUAACUAUCUGAAUCCUUGUGACAAAACAUAUCAAUCUUCGAAUACAAUCUCUCAGGUCGUCUUUUUUCCUCGUUAUAACAUGCGUGUGAGGAUGCAAUCGAAUCAGAUGGAAAUGGAUGAAGCCUUUGCGGCAUCUUUGCUGUAUGAUGAUCUUCCAGAAUUGAUGGUCGCAAGAGAAUGGCAAAAUAUGCAAGAUUAUUCUCUAAUCUCCUUAAGCGAUGACGAGAAUUUUGCCAAAUCAUUACAAGAACAAGAAUUGAACCGUUCGUCGUCCCAUCAACAAAGUCAUGUUCAUGGCAGUUUCUCAGAUGAUUCAUCUGACAGUUUUCUUUCUCCUCCUCCUGAUGUUGAUAAUAUGAGUUAUGAGGAGAAUCGAUUGGGGCGGUCAACAAAGGAUUGUCGAAGACGAGAAUUUGCCAAAUACCAACCCAUAAAUUUCGCACUGCCUCGUCGUCUAGAACGAACAAUCACGUAUCCGAAAAAACUCAGUAAGAUCAUAGUAAAUAUUUUUAGUUUAAUGUAUGAAUAG